Messenger RNA from Neogale vison (American mink), 5906 nucleotides. RefSeq names its product tripartite motif containing 44 (gene TRIM44). Bases 221 to 1321 code for a protein of 366 amino acids. The record is from RefSeq and is a predicted model, not a curated record. Lineage: Eukaryota; Metazoa; Chordata; Mammalia; Carnivora; Mustelidae. Gene Ontology annotation, molecular function: zinc ion binding. The transcript is spliced from 6 exons.
AGCGGCCGAGCCGGCGGGAAGGCCUCUCGCUCCUCGGCCCGGCGGGGUCUGGCGGGAGCGCCGGCGGGAGCGGCGCCGAGGCCCCAAGCCUGCCCCUGAGACCCGGCGUGGCCAGUGCCCGGGACGGGACCCGGGCGGCGCGGAGGUCGGGAGGAAGCCGCGCGGAGCCCCGGCGCCGAGCUCCGAGGCCCAGCGGCCUGGGCCGCGUCACCGCAGCCACAUGGCCUCGGGAGGGGGCGCGGCCUUCGAGGAGCUGCCGCACGACGGCACGUGUGACGAGUGCGAACCCGACGAGGCCCCGGGGGCCGAGGAAGUGUGCCGAGAGUGCGCCUUCUGCUACUGCCGCCGCCACGCCGAGGCGCACGGGCAGAAGUUCCCCAGCCACCAUCUGACCCCGUACGUCCACGGCGCUGCCCAGGCCUCGACCGCCGGGGCCCCGGGGCAGGGCGAUGCGAAGGAAGAAGCCGGGGCCAAGGUGGAGAAUGAGCGGGAUCUAGAGAGCGAGGUGGGGGAGGAGAGCGAGUCCGAGGAAGACAGUGAAUCGGAAGAAGAGAGCGAGACGGAGGAGGAGAGUGAGGAGGAGAGCGAUGAGGAGAGUGAAGAGGACAGUGAGGAGGAGAUGGAGGAUGAGCAAGAGAGCGAAGCAGAGGAAGACAACCAAGAAGGAGAAUCCGAGGCGGAGGGAGAAACGGAGGCAGAAAGUGAGUUUGACCCAGAAAUAGAGAUGGAAGCGGAGAGAGUGGCCAAGAGGAAGUGUCCGGACCAUGGGCUCGAUUUGAGCACCUAUUGCCAGGAAGAUAAGCAGCUCAUCUGUGUCCUGUGCCCUGUCAUUGGGACUCACCAGGGCCACCAGCUCUCCACCCUAGACGAAGCCUUCGAAGAACUAAGAAGCAAAGACUCAGGCGGACUGAAGGCAGCUAUGAUAGAGUUGGUGGAAAGGUUGAAGUUCAAGAGCUCAGAUCCUAAGGCAGUGAAGAGCAAGAGGAUGUAUACAGAUUACACUGAGUGGCUUCUGUGCAUGAUGAUAAUACAGGUAACCCGGGACCAGAUGAAGGUGUUCAUACAGCAGGAAUUUAAGAAAGUUCAGAAAGUGAUUGCUGAUGAGGAGCAGAAGGCCCUUCAUCUGGUGGACAUCCAGGAAGCAAUGGCCACUGCCCAUGUGACUGAGAUACUGGCAGACAUCCAGUCCCACAUGGAUAGGUUAAUGACUCAGAUGGCCCAAGCCAAGGAACAACUUGAUACCUCUAAUGAAUCAGCUGAGCCAAAGGCAGAGGGUGACGAGGAAGGACCCAGUGGUGCCAGUGAAGAAGAGGACACAUGAAGGCUUGCCAUCCCCCGUGGAAACUCAUCCCUUCCCCCCCGUGUGUAUGUGACGGCGUGUAUGUAGCGGCUUCUGAGUUCUGUGAAAGCUGCCCACCAACAACCGUACUUCCACCGGAUACAUCCCCAGGUCCACUACAGGCACAGAUCUCUCCAAGGGAUGACCGACUUUAUUGUUACUGACUAUGCUUUUCAUUCUCUCGUCAUGGUAGGUCAAGAAAAAGUGACCCUAUGAUCAACCAGGAACAGUUAAUUAAGAAGCGUCCUUCAGCUAGUCCUUCAUUGGCUGCUUUGAACUUACUCAGGAAAGCCAGCCCCCGUGAUAUUGUAUACUCAGACAGCAUCGCUUUAGCUGGAAGGUUCUGGAAUAAUCUUGAAGGGCAGUCAGAAUUUUUUUUCCUACCUGCUACUAAAACCCCACUUUAUUUAUAUUGCAGCAUGGAACAGUGGGGAGCACAGUAGGGCUCUGUAGAUAGUCUCUAAAAGUCCAGUUAUACAUUUGUGAAAAUGUGGCUCCAUGAAGUAAGAUGGGUGGCGUGAAGAUGGGGUGGGAGAAGGAGUUAAAAGUUCGAAAUACAGGGAUAUUUUUAGUACAUGAGGUUAUCUGGCACUUCAGAUCCAUAAUUCAGUGCUGUGGAAAUGAAAAAAAUGAUUGAAGAGGUAGAAAGGAAAUGACUUUAAAAAAAAAAAAAAGGACCAAAGAGAUCUGAUUAAAAGUUGAAAUCAGUAUUUCUGAACUCAAAUUGCCUGAAUUUCCAAAAUAGUCACUAAAGGAUCUGGUGGAACCUGAACAAUUUGGGUGAAUUCUGCCGGUUUUCUGGGUCUUGUUACAAUGUGAAGGCUGGGAUGUGUAUUACCAAGUGGGAAUUUUCAGUGUAUGUUUUUGUCACCCCCGCUCUAGCCCCCUUGGCCUCAUUUGGCUUAAAUGCAGUAGAGGGAGAGUUCUCGUCACUCUGGUCUGCUGAAUCAAGCCCCGUCUCCCAGCUGGCAUACCCACCUCUUCCUCCGGCUGGAACCCCUCUUCCCGUGGCACCCACCACAGGCCUUCAGCCCUGCCCACACACUCAGGCUCUCCCCUGUUAAGUACCAUGAGCAGAGACACGCCCCGGUGGGACUUGCAGCCUUUCCCCUCCCAAGUCCCAUUUCCUUACAACCAAGUUUUCUCCUCCCAAGUAAGCAGUGAUUACCAGGGAAUACAAACCUGCAAGUUAAAAAGCCUGCAUUUUCUGAAAACAUAAGUUUUACUUAACUGGUUUGGAGUCAAGGGAUAACCUUAUUUUUAGAUAAAACAGCUACAUCAUGAAAUCGAGUGUUCAUACACAAAGUUGAGAGAAAACGGGACACUUCACAGGGAAUUCGUAUUUACAGGUGGGGUGCAUGUUCCCUCUCGUCUGCCUCUAGUGGUGUUUUGGGGUUCACUUCUGAGAAGUAUAGUUGGCACUUAUCCAAGCAGCUGACCGAGGGCCUGGACCUCUAGUUGCCUCUGACGUGGAAUUGAAGGCGCCUGCACCGGGAAGAGUCCCUGUCUUCCUGCCUGCUUGCGACCCGCGUACCUGUCACAGAGCGUUAGGGCCAGCUGGCAUGUGCACGCGUGGUUUUGAGGCAGAAACAGUACUUACUGCAGGAACCCUAUUUAUAUCAUUGUUCAGUCCUGGGCUAGCUAUGAAAUUAUUUCUUUGAGGCCAGGAAGCUACCGGGCGUAUGUGCUUCUGGGUUAAGAUUAUUCUAGCUCACUAAAUAUGUUAGGAUGUCAGGACUGAGAGUACUUUGGGCUGUUUAAAAAAAAAAAAAAAAAAAUAUAUAUAUAUAUACACACACACACACAUAUACAUAUAUAUAUAUUACUCUCAAACUGGUGCCCCACCAAUGGGUGAGACAAUUUUGGUGCUUUACCUAUCCACCUGCAAAGACUGGAGAAUUUGGCAUACCACUAAUUACAGCCCCCCACUGUAUCCCACAGAACUACCCAUGAAGAGGGAUCAGUGGCUACUCUUACAGGAGUUUAAGAGCCAGAAGUUGAAGACUUUAGGAUCUAGAUGCUUGUGUUUGUCUCUCCCCAAUAAUUAUUGUUUAAUCUCCAAAUAGCAGCCUUAUCUUCACAAUGGACAGACCAUUGGCUGCUUUCUACUACAUUGUAUGUUAUUACUUAAAAUCAGUAUUUGGGAAACCCCAGCAUUUAUGCAGUGGAUAUGAACAGAAAUAUAAAAGUACAUGCCACUUUGUCUCAAUAUAUUGUCAUAUCUCCGUAAUCCUCAAGGAAAGCACUUUUGCUUUUAUUUAAGAUUUUGGAUUUUUUUAUGGGCUCCUGCUGUCUUCAGCACCUGAUAAAACUUUAACCAGGGAAGCAUUAAACAUCACGCAGCAGCUUCUGCCCAGGCUCCUGAGUCCCUGCCAGCAGCAUUUAUCAGUAAGAACUAGGGUGCUUCCUGCCGUGACACCAGCUUCCCUCAAAGCUGGACCGUGCUGCCGGCCUUAUGCCCCAGCAGGAUGAGGCGUCCCUCCUCCAGGACAGUAACAGAGUGCUCAGAAGUGUGUGCUGGCUGGCUGCAGCCCUAGGUUUGCAGAAAUCCCCGGGGAGAAGUCAUCAAGGGCAGCAGGUAAUGAAUGUCUCCGGAAUGGAUUGGGUCCUCACAGCAGUCCCUGUCUGCUUUCCAAAUUUGGGUUCUCCAGAGGCUGAGAGUGGAUUUGUCCUUUGAUUUUGUGAAACCCAGGGCAAUUCCAAGAAGUUCUCUUAGGCGUUUUGGCUCUGACAGCCCAGGAGGGGAAAUGACCUGUAUUGAAGACCAGCUGUGAUCCAGGCUCUGUACUCGGCCCCCAUUUGUCCGAUGAUAGAACGGAUGUAGAGUAAUAGGGCCCCUUGUCUCGAGUUACACAGCGAGGAAGUACUAGAGCUCUCCCUCACUUUGUGGUGGGCUGUAGGACAUCCACAGGAAGGAGGGAGGAAAGGGCUUCCGGGUCCCCCACUGCAGUCUGACUAUCCAUAGCCAGAAUCCCACUGACUCUGGAUUCUCUUUUGAAGUUGCACUUCAUGGCCACCGUUUGGGCUCAGAGAUGGCCUCGGGGUGGCCUCACUCUUCCACCUUAGCAGGCACAUGAAGUACACAUUGCUAACUUGAGCCUGUCCCCAGGAGUUGGGGGAGCCUUUCCUUUCUGGGGCCAUCCCCCAUAAAUAAAGUGAUUCUAGGCCUUCAAGAGUAUAGAAGUUCUCAGAGAUAGUAAAAGCGGAGGGUGUUCUGCUAAGUCCAUCUGAAAAUGUCUGGCACUGUACUCCUGCAGAAGAGGAAACCUUCACUUGUGAGCCCAGCCGGUGCUGUGCUCUCUGAGGGGGUGUUAACUCAGAGGCCAGUGGCUCUGGACUUUCCCGCUGAUAGCCGAUGAGUCUAUGUGCAUGUGCACAAAUGGACACAUGCACGUGGAUAUGCACACACAUAAAUUUAUGCUCGUGCACACGCAACUUAAGAACUAAGGGGAAUGGGGAAUUCAGAGCAGCCCCUCGUUACCUUGCAUGCCCCUGCAGAGAUUUCUGCUAGCCCUGGUCGGAGCUUCGGUGCUUGCUUCCCAGGUGCUAACGAGAAGAACAGUUCCUCCGCAAAGGCCGUCAGCCCCUAAAGCACUGAGCCUACGUGGCAGCCCUGAGGGGACUUGCACUCCGGACCUGCUCUGACAGAUGUCUGACGGCUUGCGAAAUUUGGAUGACGCAGCCAUUUUGGUGACCCGGGGGUCUGCCUACUCCGGUCAGGCCUGAGGGCACAGCUGCUGAGUUUAUGACUUGUGGUCAUGGCAGGGCACAGGAAGUCCUCUUCCCUACCUAGAAAAUACUCCCUUGCCGAUACUCGAAAUUCCAUACUCACAUAAUGGCCGCCCAAUACAUGCUUUGUACUAAGAAAAUGGGUUGCAUGUUUACCGUGUGCCUAGCACAUCUGGAAUUUUCUAUUUAAAACACAAAUCUCAUUAUAGAUUAACUCAGCCCAGCCUUAGGAGAGAAAGAAGGUCCAUAGGGGAGAGUUGUGAUCCCAUUACUAUUGCCUCUGCCUAGCAGUGUUCUGAAACCCCCACCCCAGGCCAUUCUAAGACCCGGAGGCCCAGGGGACCUGCCUGGUAGAACAGUAGCAUUGGGAACUGAGAACACAUCAGAAACAGCAGAGCAAGUGCCAGAGCAGGAGAAGGAAAACGAAUUAAGACACUUGUGGGUAUGUUGGUGCAAAAAAUGCCACAGAGCCUGUGCUGGCUUGAUAGGACCUUGAGAGGACAGUAGAUUUAGAUUAACGGUAGUCUGACCUGACCAGCUUUGUACAGUGACAGGCCACACUGCAUGGGGGGUGGGGGGACAGCCAACGAACCCAUUGUCCUCUGCCUGUUUUUCCGUGCCUAGUCACAUUCCCUCCUUAGUCACCUUCCCCUUUCACCCUUCGCAGUAAACAAGGGAACAGUCGAUCUUUCAAGGGAAUUACACAUUUGAGUUAAUGUUUCACUAUAUCAUUUUCAUACUGUAAAUUAUUUUGUAAGAGAGAUUUACCUCUAUCCCAGGAUGUUUGGACUCAGCACCCCUGUGCAUUUGGAAAUCAAUAAACUAUUACUGGAAAUAC